CUCUCCUCCUCCUCCUCCUCCUCCUUGCCCCUCCCCUCCUGGUUCCAAAGGGCGCGCGCGCGCUCUGUCUCUCAUUCCCAGGCUCUGGGGCGCGCGCUGCCCGGGUACCAAGCUUGCAAGGCUUUUGCAAGGGAGGCAAAGCAAAGCAAAGCAAAGAGGUUGCAGCAGCAUUAGCAAGCAGCAAGCAGCAAGCAUCAGCAGCCAAGAUGGAGUCCAGGCUGGAUCUGCAAGGAGCAAGCAAGCCUAUCUAGCAGGGGGAAGGCAAGGGGGACCCUGCCCAUUGCAGCCCCCUACUCAGCUUGGUACCCACCCCUCUGUGCCCCAUGGCCUUCCUUCCCCCCAGGCCCCCUUUGGGUUGACUGGGGCUCCUUUGGGGGGCAAGAAGGAGGAGGCUCUGGUGGUGGUGUGUGGUGGCCAUUGCCCUGCUCUCCUCCCCGGCCCCCUUCCUCCCUCUCUGCCCCCGGGAGUCCUCUUCUCCGUCCGCCGCCAGGAUGCUGCCCUCGCAGGAGGCCUCCAAGCUCUACCAUGACAACUACAUGCGGAACUCGCGGGCCAUCGGGGUGCUGUGGGCCAUCUUCACCAUCUGCUUCGCCAUCAUCAAUGUGGUGGUCUUCAUCCAGCCCUACUGGAUCGGCGACAGCGUCAGCACCCCGAAGCCCGGCUACUUCGGCCUCUUCCACUACUGCGUGGGCAACGAGGGCAGCCUCAAGGAGUUCACCUGCCACGGCUCCUUCGCCGACUUCCGCAGCAUCCCCUCGGGCGCCUUCAAGGCCGCCUCCUUCUUCGUCCUGCUCUCCAUGGUGCUGAUCCUGGGCUGCAUCACCUGCUUCGCCCUCUUCUUCUUCUGCAACACCGCCACCGUCUACAAGAUCUGUGCCUGGAUGCAGCUCUUGGCAGCUCUCUGCCUGGUGCUGGGCUGCAUGAUAUUCCCAGAUGGCUGGGAUUCAGAGACCGUCAGGGACAUGUGUGGGGAGAAGACGGGGAAGUACUCACUGGGUGACUGCUCUGUGCGCUGGGCUUACAUCCUGGCCAUCAUUGGCAUCUUGAAUGCCCUCAUCCUCUCCUUCCUGGCCUUUGUCCUCGGCAACCGGCAGAAUGACCUGCUUCACGAAGAACUCAAAACAGAGAACAAAGAUUUUGUUGGCACUGCGAGGAUAUAAUGUAGAAGAGGCAGGAGGGCCCCAACACUCAUUGGUAUCUGGACUGGACUCAUCCCUCCAUCCCUCCCCGCCUCCCUCACUGCCUUUCCUUUGCUGCUGCCAACAGGGGGGGAGGGAAACACAAGAUGAAACCAUCCAACUUUGAAGUCUCCGAAUUUUCUCACCUCCUCACCUGCGCUGUGCCACUUCCAGAUACACCUCCACCCCUCCCGAUUCGCCAGCUUCAGCUCCUGCCCCCUCUGCUGUUUGGCUGCUGGACGGAAGUUUGACCCACAGAUCUAAGGCCAUCCAUCCUGAACUGGAUUGUUUUGCAGGAGAGGAAAUGUGAACACCACCAUUUGUAUUUCAAAGCAAUGAUGUCCCCUGGGAUUUAAAAAAAAGACACUAAAUCUUCUCAGCAGGACCCAGCCUUUCCAGGAAAAGCUCCCAGUGCCCCCUCCUCCCCACCCUGCAGUGCCACCCUCACCCCAAAAACCAAGAGUUGGUUGGUGCCAAGAUGCUACUGUUGCAAUAGACUCCACCAGGGACACCUCUUUGCCUCAUCUCCCCCCCACCCCCAUUUUUAACCUUUUGGCAACUUUGCUCACCUGUACGUCUGGGGCUGCCCAGCACCUAAGACUGGUCCAUUUGAUAUACUUUUGUGUGUAAAUUAAACCGUCUCUGAACAGGGUAAAGGUGAGCAUUGAAUCCCCUUCUCCUGCGGGAUUUCAGCCACCAGAACUUUGCAUUCUCCACUCAUUCUGCCCAGGUAAUGCAGCCGUAUCUUGAAGCGUACAGAAAAAUUGGAUCUUUGUUUGCCACAGGGUGCCCCAUCAUCUCAACCUAGGCAAGGAGACUCUUCUAACACUGAAUGUAAUCUUUGGACAGGUCCCACCUGAUCAGGAGAGCAUGGGGAGGAAGGAGGCAAAGGGGAAGCAAGGGUAGGGGAAAGAUUCUCCUCUUGGCUGCUGGCAGGAAUGACAAUCUGCACAGUUGUGGCAACAAUAUGUAGAGAGAUCUUGUAGCGCCUUUGAGAAUAACUGAAAGAAAGGAGUUGGUAGCAUGUGCUCUUGUAGGCUUCAGUGUACUUCCCCAGAUGCAUUUGGAGGCCACAGUUUGGUUCAGAGGUGCAUGCCUAACUCCACUUCCCUCCUUGGGACACAGUCCUUCAGGUGAGAAGAUGUGGCUCUUGCACCCUCCUCCUGCAGGAAUUAGCAUCCUCAGUAUCCUGUGUAGUGGAUUAAAGAGCAGGAGGGGCAAGCAUCCAAGAACCCACCACCUCAACCAUUCUCCUCCCACUCUCAGUGACUCCGAAUGUCCUAGAUGUCUGCUCCUCCAGACAGCAGUGUACUGGCUAAGCCAAACUCCCCCCUCCCCCCCAACAUGCAGUUUGAGGUGAAUAUUGAAAUCAUGCCACAAUUGCAACCAGUUGACCCUAAACAGUGCAUCCUCCAAGCUGAGCCUCGGAUUACACGCAGGAGAGACAUCCAGACUAGGAUGAGGCCAAACCUAGGAGUUUAUCACACUGGGGCUAAUUUCAGCAUUAAAAAGAGAUUAAAGUGCAUUUAAAGCAUCCCGCAAAUAAAGCAAAAAUGGCGAGUAAUUGCGUGAAUGAU
Messenger RNA from Sceloporus undulatus (fence lizard), 2755 nucleotides. RefSeq names its product LHFPL tetraspan subfamily member 4 (gene LHFPL4). Gene Ontology annotation, molecular function: GABA receptor binding. Gene Ontology annotation, biological process: sensory perception of sound; gamma-aminobutyric acid receptor clustering. The record is from RefSeq and is a predicted model, not a curated record. Bases 492 to 1160 code for a protein of 222 amino acids. Lineage: Eukaryota; Metazoa; Chordata; Lepidosauria; Squamata; Phrynosomatidae. Gene Ontology annotation, cellular component: plasma membrane; inhibitory synapse; postsynaptic membrane. The transcript is spliced from 4 exons.